This is a messenger RNA of Haliotis rubra (blacklip abalone), 871 nucleotides long. RefSeq lists its product as uncharacterized. NCBI's taxonomy places the organism in Eukaryota, Metazoa, Mollusca, Gastropoda, Lepetellida, Haliotidae. Bases 365 to 775 code for a protein of 136 amino acids. The transcript has 5 exons. The record is from RefSeq and is a predicted model, not a curated record.
ACCCAGCGGUGUUUUCGUGUACAACACAACGACCUAUACUUCCCGGAGUAUUGCCAUUUGUAACACAGGUUACACUCUGUCGGGUUCUUCCAACGUGGAGUGCUCAGCUGAAGGGCGGUGGCAACCGUUCAACGUUUCGUGCAACAUUGUUGAUUGUGGACUUCCUGGUUCUAUUCCUGACGGCAGUUUUAACUAUAACACCACAACCUACGGUUCUCUCGGCCUUGUUAUCUGCAACCCUGGAUUCAACUUCUCUGGUAGCAACAACAGUGUAUCUUGCACGGAAAGUGGCCACUGGGAAAAUGUUUCUGGAAUUUGUAAAGUGGUUGAUUGCGGCCCUGUACCUGAAGCCCAAAACACGCUCAUGUCCUUCAACAGCACAGUGUUUGGAUCAACUGUCACUAUCACAUGUGUCAAUAAUACCGACCUAUAUAAUGCUACUAACACAGGGGUAUGUGAUGAACGUGGCCAGUGGAUAGGGGUGCCUGUGUGUAAGAAAAACUUUCAGUCAAUUGACGGCUGGGUCUUACUGCUUCGUGCCACAGCCGACGUCAACAUAUCGGUGUACGACGUGUGGAUGGAUGACACCAUAUACCAUGAUCACCCGGUAGUGAAUGAGAAUUUGCAACCCGGAUGUAUGACCCUUGACACGUCACUUCCGUGUGAUAUGCAUUUUAAAAGUAAACUGGUAUCAACGUGGGAAAACGCCAGUAUUGGCCAGGUAAAAGUUGUCGUAUUAAAAGAGAACACUGUCAAAGCAGAGGUUGUUUUUUGAUGGAGCCGGGACCACGAAAGACAGCUGGUUUGCCCCAAACCGCAUCAUCAACUCCACCUGGACAGACAUUAAAACUUCGAGAUUUAAUAUUUUCAG